Messenger RNA from Anopheles stephensi (Asian malaria mosquito), 485 nucleotides. RefSeq names its product small integral membrane protein 8. The coding region runs from base 200 to 457 and encodes 85 amino acids. Lineage: Eukaryota; Metazoa; Arthropoda; Insecta; Diptera; Culicidae. The record is from RefSeq and is a predicted model, not a curated record. The transcript has 2 exons.
CGGAAAAGUGGAUUCUCAGUGGAUGGGAAAUUUCGUUUCAAUCGUGUCGCUUUAUCUAGUAGCAUAAUUACUCAAUACACAUUAAAUUAAGCUACAUUUUUUGCUUGUUUUUAUCGGCCACGCAAAUCAAAGCGUGGAGCACAGUGGAGUUUGCUGAGUGGUGCGAUUGAAUAAUCAUCAUACGGUUCCGCAGGGCAGGAUGAGCGAAAAGCCAAAGGAAGCUGCACCCGGCGACGGAAUCCGCUCCAUGCGUUCGACAAACGUUUUCCGGGCCAUUAAUUUCGAACUGUACGCUAAACCUAAUGUCGUUGUGAUGGGAAUCGGUGUCGUGUGUCUCGGGAUCACGUUCGGUUACAUUGCCUACAUGCGAUCCAAGUACGAAGGUUUAGGAUACUACACGGCGGUGCAGGAAGACGGCAAGGAAGUGUUCGUGAAGCGGAAAUCAAAGUGGGAAUAAAGCAACACCAAAACACUGCCAAGGAUUA